Molecule: messenger RNA, 220 nt
Organism: Symbiodinium sp. CCMP2456
Lineage: Eukaryota; Dinophyceae; Suessiales; Symbiodiniaceae
Source: the annotation of a GenBank genome assembly
GAAGCGAUAUCCUUUCCUUGAAGAAAGGAUGGCACGAGCUUCAAAACAAGGAGUGGGUGACCAAUUCCUUUGCAGGCACAGUGAUCGACAAGCGGUCCCUGAGCAAGCGCACCGUGACGCUGGCUGGCUUCGCAAUAACGGGCCUGAACGGCAUGUACGUGGAGAGCCGCAAGAAGGAGCUGAUGGUCAAUGACCGCGAGAUCUACCACUCAAACAGUGA